CUUUGGUCGAACCCCAAUUGCCUGAACGACCAACUCGUAGGAACUUGAAAGUCCAGCGUGGCGUAGCAUAGCAUUUGCUCCAAUUGAAUUGCAAGAUGGUUUUUUCCGUCAUAUUGACCCAACCCAUCAAACACGAAGUCCACCCAUCCAGCCGGCACGCCGGUGACGGAAUCCCCGCGCCUCGACCAAUCGCUUUCUGCCAGCUCAUCCAUCAUUCACCUUUCUCUUCCACGUGUCCCCUCUUCUCUAUCCCUCCUUGUCCGACGCCGUCAAACCCAAUCUUUUCUUCUUUUUUCCGUCAACCGAUAGAAAACAAAACAAACACUGUAGGAUUUAUCUGAAAAAGGAGAAUAAGCGAAGUCGGUCAAUAUAUUCGCCGAUCAAUCAAAACCCUAACUGCUACAUCUCUCCCUUUCUCUCUCUCUUGCUCCCUCUUCCUCUCUCUCUCUCUCUCUCUCUCUCUCUCUCGCACUCGGAUCUCUUACGGUUCCAUAGAUCGCCGAUGCCCUCCGUUCACCGGCGUUCGUUAGCACGAGCCAAGCCAAAACCAUUUAUUAGGUCCGUGUAUUCCUCGCGAUAGCACACCUCCGUGAGAGAGAGGUAAGCGUUUGAUUUGGAGCUCGGCAAGGGGGUUAGUUACCGGAUCGGUGCCCGUUAGCUCUGAACGAUGGAAGAAGACGACGAGAUCCAGUCACACCAUUCGCAGGAGACGGGAUCUCCGGCCUCUCCAAGGCCAAACGGGAGAAUAACGGUGACGGUGGCCGCCGCACCACCUGCAGUCGCACCGACGUCGCAGAACACUAUAACCACAGUAGCGCUACCUGUUCAGCGAACAAGAAGCGGCGGCGGGGGAGGAGGCGGCGGCGGAGGAGGUGGGGGUAGAGAGGACUGCUGGAGCGAAGGCGCCACCGCAGUGCUGAUCGACGCGUGGGGAGAGCGGUACCUGCAGCUGAGCAGAGGGAAUUUGAAGCAGAAGCACUGGAAAGAGGUGGCGGAUAUUGUAAGCAGCAGCGAGGACUACGGGAAGACCCCCAAGACCGAUAUACAGUGCAAGAAUCGGAUCGAUACGGUGAAGAAGAAGUAUAAGGUGGAGAAAUCGAAGGUUGCGUCCGGUGGCGGACCUAGUAAGUGGCCUUUUUUCGAUAGGUUGGACCAAUUGAUUGGUCCGACGGCUAAAAUUGCUGUUUCUAGUCCGCCCUCGCUGCAGCUAAAAGUGCCUUUGGCAAUUCCGGUUCGAAUUCGUUCCGCCUCCACGAAUCACUAUAAUAACAGUCAGUUCCUUAAUAAACCACCGAAGAAGGAGGAGGAGACCGUGGUGCUGAGGAGUGGUAGAGGACAAAGGAUGCAACAGUUUCGAAAGAGAGGCGGGUUGGAGUCUGAAUCAGAAUCGGAGCCAGAGCCAGAACCGGAGGCUGAUGCUGAUUCAUUGGAUAGCUUUCCGCCGCCAGGGACAAGUGAGAGGAAAAGGCCUCGGAGGAUGAUGAUAGGAGGAGAAAAGGAGGGGAGUGGAGGAGGGAAGAGUGGUUGGGGGAAUGCGGUGAAGGAGUUGACGCAGGCGAUCCUGAGGUUUGGAGAGGCGUAUGAGCAAGCGGAGAGCGCCAAGCUGCAGCAGGUGGUGGAGAUGGAGAAGCAGAGGAUGAAGUUUGCAAAGGAGCUGGAGUUACAGAGGAUGCAGUUUUUCAUGAAGACCCAGUUGGAGAUUUCGCAGUUGAAGAAGCAUGGCGGGAGGAGAGGUGCUGGCGGUGGUAAUGCUAGUCAUCACCACAGUAAUAAUAAUAACAAUAACAACAAUAGUGAUAGCAGCAACUAGGUUUAGAUUUUGGGUUAGAUUUUCUGUGUUCUUGUGAUGGGUGAGAAGACCCAGGUCUUGAAAAUUUGUUCUGGAAUUGGUAGUCUCUGUGUGUGUAUGUCUGCUGUCUCUUUAUUUACCUUAUCACAGUCUUAACUUGUGUCAAAUUGGUGGCAGGGACUGACUAGAUGCUCAAAUACAGUAGAUUGUGACACCAA
Molecule: messenger RNA, 2007 nt
Organism: Juglans microcarpa x Juglans regia
Lineage: Eukaryota; Viridiplantae; Streptophyta; Magnoliopsida; Fagales; Juglandaceae
Product: trihelix transcription factor ASIL2
Exons: 1
Coding region: 668-1810 (380 amino acids)
Cellular component (GO): nucleus
Molecular function (GO): transcription cis-regulatory region binding
Source: RefSeq, a predicted model, not a curated record